Messenger RNA from Dacryopinax primogenitus, 1639 nucleotides. RefSeq lists its product as uncharacterized. The record is from RefSeq and is a predicted model, not a curated record. Gene Ontology annotation, molecular function: alpha-1,2-mannosyltransferase activity. Gene Ontology annotation, cellular component: Golgi apparatus. NCBI's taxonomy places the organism in Eukaryota, Fungi, Basidiomycota, Dacrymycetes, Dacrymycetales, Dacrymycetaceae. Gene Ontology annotation, biological process: mannan biosynthetic process. The transcript is spliced from 6 exons. Bases 1 to 1557 code for a protein of 518 amino acids.
AUGCUCAAGAGAGAUCAGAAACCGCAGCUGGAUAACCUCUUCUCCCCCUCUCCCUCAUUAACAGUCCAAAAAGUGCUCAACCAUCCGCCAGCGGCAUCCGAACCACCACCCCGAAUCCCACCAGACCACCUCAACCCACUCCCUGUAGGAGCGAAGCUCUCAGAGCGGCUGGCAGCGUUCCGUAAUGCCCCUGGGAUCGGCUGGGAGCAGUCGGACUUCAUCCGUUGGAACCUAGAGGUGCUGACAUGCGCCGACUUCGGGAAGAACCAGAAUAAAGACUUAUUAACAAAGAGCAGUCUCGUAUGGGCAACUUUGAACUGGGGCGGGAGGGGCCUGACGGGCGAAGCAAGGGGGAUCGUCUUCACUGCUGGCAACGCUGAUACGCUGUCGCGGGUCGUGCUGACUCUUAAGUACCUGAGGCAGAAGCUGGCUUGCGAGCUCCCUGCUGCGAUAUACCAUUUCCCGUCCGAGAAGCCGCCGGAGGACUCGCCCCUCGUCGCCGAGCUGGAAGGGUUGAAUGCCAAGCUCGUCGAGGCGGUCGGUACGACACGCGACAGAUCACGCACAAAGAACUACCACCUCAAGGCCAUGGCUAUCGUCGAGUCUGAAUGGGCAGAAGUGAUCUACCUGGACAGCGACAACAUCCCUGCUGCUGACCCUGCCAUCCUCUUCGAUGCGCCUAACUACCAGCGGCUGGGUGCGAUGUUCUGGCCCGACUACUGGAAGACGACGCCUGUGAACCCGAUAUGGCAGAUCAUAGGCGUGCAGUGCCGUGACGAGUGGGAACAAGAAGCCGGCCAGAUCAUAAUCGACAAGCGUAGACAUCUGGAUGCCUUGCUCCUGUCGCUGUAUAUCCUCCUGGACUGGAAGUUCUGGUACUACUUUUCGGAUGGCGACAAGGACGUAUUCAGGUUCGCAUUCCUUGCGUUGAGGAAGCGGUGGGCUCUUCCUGGCCGAUGGGUGGGCGGCGGGGCGCUCCCGUCCAACUCCGCCACGGGGUUCUGUGCGCAUACGAUGGAGCAGUAUGACCAUACUGGCGAACCGAUGUUCGUGCACUACAACUUGUUGAAACAGAUCCCGAGUGGGGUGUACCAGACCUUUACAUGGGGCCGAACGAAGCAGGUCAAAGGUUACCCCGAGCCGAUGGUCAAACCCGGCCCGUACGUGCAGCACCCGGAGCUUGCCCUCCAGCGAUCGACAUACAUCGACCCCACCAUCCGAGGGCCAGACGACGUCGAAGCGGACAUGCUAGCAAACUGCGACGACUCUGGGUACUGUAUCCAGCCCGGAGACGCCGAGGUGCGCCGCCGUGCCGUGCUAGAGAAAGGCAUUAGGGUGUUCUUCCAUGGCGGCCAGUGGAGUGCGCUGUGUAUCGAUUUCGACUGGUCUGACCCGCACCCGGAGAGGGAAUGGACACCGGACGGAUCGAACGAACUGGGUAUUGAUUGGAAGGGGAACCCGCUGGAAGUCGUGUAUUGGCAAGAUGAUGCUCGACUUGGACAUUUCGAGAGCGACGUCUAUGCAAUGGGGUUCGUUCCUGGUGCACCUGGCUUUUGAGGAACGGAUACCUGGAUUGGCUCAUACUCAUACACGGACAGCACUCCGUCUCCGGCUUCUCAGUCAGAAGGUCCACGCUCCG